AUGGGAAGACAUCGCGUGAUUAGUGAGCUUGUCAAGCGAGGCGCUGACGUCAACGCCAAGGAUAGUCAUGGACGCACUCCGCUGCACUGGGCAGCUUGCCACAACUACGCUGGGGCAGUCGAGGAGCUACUUGCAGUGGAUGCUGACUUCUUGCAAUUGGAUCACGAUGGAAUGACACCGCUAGCUUUCGCAGUGGAUGGCGGACUAUUGCGGGGCGACUGUGUCGAACUCUUUGUCCGUUUUGGGGCAGAUGUCAAUGAUCUUGUUCCGAACGAGAUCGAAGAAACCCCUCUCCACAUCGCGCUGCGGCUCGGAUAUAAAGAAACUGCGUUAGCUCUGCUUGUCGAAGGUAAAGCUGAUUUGUACGCUUUGAACGGGGACGGGCGUCGUGCUGUGGAGUGCUGUGCAUCAGCUGAGCUUCAAUAUGCUGUCAAGGUCGCAGGUGGCUGUGUUGAUGUGGUGCUUUCGUUCGACCCGGUGUUCCGUGCGUUUGCUGAGCGUGCGCGCGCGGGCAUUGAACAGAACUUUAUGACUGUGCAUAUGCGCAGUGAAGCUGAAGAUGCGGUUGGAAGAGAGGGUGGGGGUGCCUCGGAAAAGUCGUUGGAAGUGAUAAAGAACGCUUCUGCCAUAGUUUGCAUGCUCAGCGAAGGAUACGCGCAGAGUGUCUUGUGUAUGGAUGAGCUCGCAUUCGCCAAGCAGCACGAAGUCCCAGUGGUGCCGAUUUCGUGCGAGUCCGUCAAAAUGUCGGAGGAAUUGCAGUUGUUUGUCUUCACGCGGCAGAUCGUGCCGUUUGGACAAGCCGUGACGUCUCAUCACUCGAAAAUGGUCGAUUCAAGUGACGACGGGUCCACAUCAUCAGACACGUCGACUGUGCACAACGUCGAGUUCGAGAUCGACGAGGAUAAAUUCCAAGCAAGCUUAAGAAGCCUUAUCGACGGAUUGCGCGACGAAGUGGAAAUGCAUCGGCUAGGAGGCGACCGAGAUCUUGCUCAAACGAUGGUAAGUAAACACCAACCACUGGGGCGGGCUGCAACUCUGAGACGCCGACGAAUGGAUGAGAUUGUGAACGCUGUAAUCGUGCGAGGAAGUGGGAGGCGGAAUACGUUUGGUGGCGGCGGGCCGACGUUCUCGAUCUUUGUAUCGCACGGAGACUGCCAUCGUGACUUCGUAACACGCUUGUGCACUGAGCUGCGCCGCUACCAGUUUCCUUUCGUGGUCGAUUCAAUGACGAAUGUUUCGAGCACCAAGGAGCGUAUCCUGGCAGCAAAAGAUGCAAUUCUGCAGAGCUCCAUAUUUCUCGUCAUGCUCUCGGAACGCAGUGUGAAGACGGAGCUGGUCAGUGACCAGUUGGCGUUUGCGGAAGACAAAGGUAAAACUAUCGUGCCGAUCUAUUUCUCCAAGAAGCCGCGGGGUGUGGAUUCGUCACUGGGAAGGCUGCUUGAACGAGAGGGCCGAGGCUACAUCUUCUCCAGUGACAUCAGCUACGGGCGUGGAUUUGAAGAGCUACUGCACGAUUUGCGCUCAGGCGACAGUGAAAAUAUUCGCGUUAGUGGUGCCGGCGUGUCGUUGCUGUCGAGUCCUGUUGCACAAGCUGCGGCUCGACGUUUGCUGCAGAACUCCAAGGCAUCCAAAGGGGGGAGCCGCAAGAAACCACCACGCGCCAGUGUAGGGUGAUAAGUUGACGAACUCGAUGAUGGGAACCAAUGUAUUUAUGUGCUU
Phytophthora sojae is the source of this 1719-nucleotide messenger RNA. RefSeq lists its product as hypothetical. Gene Ontology annotation, biological process: signal transduction. The transcript has a single exon. Gene Ontology annotation, cellular component: nucleus; cytoplasm. The record is from RefSeq and is a predicted model, not a curated record. NCBI's taxonomy places the organism in Eukaryota, Oomycota, Peronosporomycetes, Peronosporales, Peronosporaceae. Gene Ontology annotation, molecular function: protein binding. Bases 1 to 1674 code for a protein of 557 amino acids.